AUGAGUCUUGUGGUCGAUCAGAUUCGGCGCAUCGACAGCCAGCUGGACCGGUUGCAGCUGUCAAGCACCAGCGACGGCGGCGCAUUUGCAAUAGCCGCCGAGGACAUCCACGACCCGCACCGCGUAGCGCGAAUAGAACAGUUGCAGCGCCUGAUCAAGAGCUUAUCGACAACGAAUUCGGCAAAGCAUUCACUCGUGCCUGCGGCCAAGAUCCGAUCAAUACUGCAGGAAGCAGAUAUUUCCUCGCAGUGUGCAACGUGCGCGUAUCUGUUCGAGCAGGACGAUUCAGGCAGCUACCACAGGCAAUCGGCCCACGCGCACGAGUCUUCCUACGAGCACGAGCUGGAAUGGCUCCUGCUCAGCAAAGCUACCACCCAGGCCUACGGCUACGUCCUCUCCACCAUCCUUGAACAGACCAUUCCGCUUGAAGACGACAUAUGGUACUGGGACGACAUAAUUUCGACCUAUCGCUUCGCCGGGCUGUACUCGAUUCAGACCUCUCCGAUUCGAAUAUACAAGUGGUCUCGAGAUGUGUAUCGCGACGUAAAGGACAAAGGAGGGAGGCUGGCAGUCGACGGCUGGCGCGACUUCUACACAUUGGUACGGGACACGAUACGAGACAGAAAUGUCAGGGAGAUUCAGCGGAGGGUGGUGAGUCCACUAGGCGUGGCGCGGAAUGAAGGUCGGAAGAAGAGUGCAGCUCUGAAGCGAAUGAGGAUGAAGAAUGCCAACGCUCUGGGUCUUCUGCUGGGAGAGGGUCUGGGCAGCGAAAGCAUACACGACGAAGGCUUGCACUCGCCGAGCCAGUACGGAACCGCGGACAAGCGACAUCGAUGGAAGAGCACCGUAGCAAAAAGCAUCGCACUCAUGGACGCCGUCAUACACAACGUCAACGACGCUGAAUUGCACGUCGAUAAGUUCGACGACUCUGUCGCGGCCACUACCCAGGACGAUCAUUACUACGAGUUACAUGAACCCUCAGGAGAACGCACCGCAACCUCACUGAAGCCCUCUGAUGUAGUCUCAAGGCUGGAUGGUCUACUUAGCCAUGCUCUUCCCGCAUACACCUCGAACUUCCAGGCCACUGUCCGUGAGCAUGGCCGGCCAUCACGUCUCGUUCGCUACUGGCUGCCAGUCUCGAUAGCUCUUGUCUCAUCUACUACCAUCCUACGCAUCGUCAUCAACCGCCAAGAAGAGAUCAUUACCUGGGUCCGCGAAUUGGGCCAAACUGUCAUUGACUUUUGGUCAAACUGGGUUGUUGAGCCUGCUAAGAAAGUCAUCGGCACUAUCCGACACAACGAAGACAGCGAGGUUUCCAUCCUCAGUAAACGUAGCCUGGAAUCCGAUAGAGCCAGCCUCGAGCGGAUGGUUGUAGACUUUGCUGUGCAGAACCCAGAAGGACCCGCCCUCAACGACACGCAGAUUGCUGACAUCCGUGCCAAAGUACGCGAGGGAGACCUUACGCCCGUUCUGAGAGCUUAUGAGCGGGACAUCCAGAGUCCUGUGAAAGGGGCGAUUAUGGGCAACCUGGCCAGUGCAUUGCUGAUACAGGUGCAAAAGACAAAGGUCGACGUAGAAGUGGCUAUGAGCGGAAUCGAUUCGAUCUUGAAGAGCCAGGAGCUACUAUUUGGAUUUAUCGGACUGACCCCAGGUGUGCUCGUGACGGUUGGGGUGUACCGGUGGUUGAGAGGCUUGGUCACUGGCCGCAAGGGCGUCAAGCAGUUUGCGCGACAAGGCCAGCUCCUGCUCAUCCUGAGAAACAUUGACCGGAUUCUCGUCGGCGCCACACCGAACGAGUUUGGAGAGAUCUACUACCGAGACCACGGCCUGCUGCUCUGCGAAGUACAUCUGCUGAGACAAGAAGCCAGCAGAGUGCUUCCACGACGCAUCUUCCACGACUUCCUGCAGGAGAUCGACGAAUUAGUUAACAUCCAGUCUGGGCUGGAGCGGCAGCAGAAGGUGGUUGAGCGGAUACGCGAAGACUCCUUCACGCCAUCCUUCAUCACGACCAUCGGAAUCGACUUCAAGAUCCGGACCAUCGAGCUCGACGGCAAGCGCGUGAAGCUGCAAAUAUGGGACACGGCGGGCCAGGAGCGCUUCCGCACCAUCACCACCGCAUAUUACAGAGGUGCUAUGGGCAUCUUGCUGGUCUAUGACGUGACGGACGAGAGAAGUUUCAACAACAUCCGCACAUGGUUCUCCAACGUCGAGCAGCACGCCACCGAGGGCGUCAACAAGAUCCUCAUUGGCAACAAGUGCGACUGGGAAGAGAAGCGCGCCGUCUCCACGGAGCGCGGCCAGGCGCUCGCAGACGAGCUCGGCAUACCCUUCCUCGAGGUCAGCGCAAAGAGCAACAUCAACGUCGACCAGGCCUUCUACAGCCUCGCCGCAGACAUCAAGAAGCGCCUCAUCGACUCCGCGCGGACAGAACCCAGCGCGAACAAGGUGGAUGUUGGAACUGAUGCCGGCGGCUCGGGUGGCAGCAUGGGCGGCAAGUGCUGCUAA
Messenger RNA from Paraphaeosphaeria sporulosa, 2505 nucleotides. Its product is annotated as NCA2-domain-containing protein. Gene Ontology annotation, molecular function: GTPase activity; GTP binding. Bases 1 to 2505 code for a protein of 834 amino acids. NCBI's taxonomy places the organism in Eukaryota, Fungi, Ascomycota, Dothideomycetes, Pleosporales, Didymosphaeriaceae. Gene Ontology annotation, cellular component: mitochondrial outer membrane. The transcript is spliced from 7 exons. The record is from RefSeq and is a predicted model, not a curated record.